This is a messenger RNA of Clonostachys rhizophaga, 1194 nucleotides long. The record is from the annotation of a GenBank genome assembly. NCBI's taxonomy places the organism in Eukaryota, Fungi, Ascomycota, Sordariomycetes, Hypocreales, Bionectriaceae.
CUCGAGGAGAUCGCGCGCAGCUCGGGCGUCUUCCUCGUCACCGGCGUCAUCGAGAAGGUCGGCGGGUGCCUGUACGGGUCCGUCGUCUACGUGUGCCCGAGGCUGGGCAUCAUUGGCAAGCGCCGCAAGGUCAACCCCACCGACAUUGAGCGCUUGUUCUGGGCCCAGGGCGCCCCGAGCACCCUCCACGCCGUGUCGACCACCAUACGGGGCGUGCGCGUCAACCUGGCCGCUGCCAUCUGCUGGGAGUCGUACAUGCCGAUGGUGCGCCAGGCCCUGUACGCGCAGAACAUCAACCUGUACCUUGCGCCCAACUCGGACGACGGGGAGAACUGGCUCAACUGCAUGCAGACGAUCGGGUUUGAGGGCCGCUGCUUCGUUGUCGGCAGUAACAUGUGCCUUAGAGGAGGGAGGUCGGGCGAGGCUGGGGGGCAGGCGAACCGCCUCAACGGUAUUGGUAGCGCUAUGGAGAGGCAUCGGGGUGGUCCAUCGAUGCCUUCCGCGCCGCUAGUGAGGAGGAGGAGGAGAAAAUCGGUCUUCGAUGAUGAUGGGAACGAGAUUGUGCUUUGUUGCCCGGCAGACGAGAGCCCGCCUGAGGCUGUGGAUGAUGUGCCUGGACCAGAGGAGCAAGGCAAGGAUGACACGCUUGGGUCGCUGCCCCCAACUGCUAAUAGAGCACCGCCAAGACGGAGGAAUUCGGUCAUUUACGAAGAUGGGAACGAGAUUGUCCUGAGCUGCCCUGCGGAGGAGGAUGAGGCUCAAGGUUUGGUCCCCAAUGGCGUGUCUGAGACUAAGGAGGAUGACAAGGUGGGCGACCUCCCGUCUGCCCCUCCAGUUAGGAGAAGGAGAAGAAAGUCCGUGUUUGAUGAUGAUGGCAACGAAAUCGUGCUCUGCUGUCCAGAUGAUGGCGCUUCAUCCGUGGAACCAAACAGCGCCGCAGCGGCAGGAACAGAAACGUCGGAAUCAUACACAGGACCAUGGACAAGCCGCGGCGGCUCCUGUAUCGUGAGCCCCUUCGGCAAGGUACUCGCUGGCCCGCAAUGGGAGGAUGAUCAAGGCCUUAUCUAUGCAGACGUCGAUUUCCGCGAUUGUGUUCGCGGUCGAUUGGAUCUUGAUGCCGCUGGCACCUAUGCAUGCAACGAUUCUUUCAAGUUCUCUGUUGAGGGCUUGAGUCUGAAUCCGCUUCCUUAUUAA